Molecule: messenger RNA, 3855 nt
Organism: Giardia duodenalis
Lineage: Eukaryota; Fornicata; Diplomonadida; Hexamitidae
Product: putative Phospholipid-transporting ATPase IA
Exons: 1
Coding region: 1-3855 (1284 amino acids)
Biological process (GO): phospholipid translocation; retrograde vesicle-mediated transport, Golgi to endoplasmic reticulum; endocytosis
Cellular component (GO): endosome; plasma membrane; trans-Golgi network
Molecular function (GO): ATPase-coupled intramembrane lipid carrier activity; ATP hydrolysis activity; ATP binding
Source: RefSeq, a predicted model, not a curated record
AUGGGCUGUUGCUGUUGUCGUCCCAUCGAGGGCGAAGAGGAGGACAUCACCCUUCGCUUCCGCGGCCUGGCCGUUAAUUAUGGGGGCAGAAAAUUCUUGCCAAAUGUCAUUAAAACGCGCACAUAUAAUUGGAUUAGCUUUCCGUUUAUAGUUCUUCUCCUUCAGUUUAAACCGUUUUUUAGUCAGUUCUUCACUGCUGUAGCCCUGCUGCAGAUAUUCCGGGCCCUGAAAGUGGGCCUGGCCUUCACAUACUACCUUCCACUCAUAUUUAUUUUCCUCGUUAGCAUCGGGAGGGAAUUAUACACCGAGCUGGGUUGCUACAAGAGAGAUAAGAUAGCUAACUCCAUGCUCUAUCAGAUUCUUUCUGACAGCGGAAUUAGAACUGUCCGCUCAGACGAGUUACAAGUUGGAGACAUUAUCUACUUGGCACCAGGGCAGAAUAUUCCCGCAGAUAUUUUGAUACUGCACGGCACUGAGCCUCUGUACUUGAAAACAACCAACUUGGACGGAGAGACGGACUAUAAGUCUCGUACUGCGUGCUUUGAUACUACAGACAUCUAUAGUACCGACUACAAGGACAUACUUCGGAAGAAGUUGGACUCGCACAUAUUGCAGUAUGAACCGCCAAGCUCCCAACUCUACAAGUUCAACGGGAAGUUUGUUCUGUUAUCGGCACCUCAAGAUGUCUCUAUGUCACCCGUCAUGCCCAUUUCACUAGCAAAUACUGCGUGGAUGAAUUGUACUCUUGCGAAGGGGUCAGUGACGGGGCUUGUCAUCUACACCGGAAAGCAAGUCCGGAUUAUGCUGGGCCGAAAGAAACCCAAGAGCAAGAGUGGGAAGUUAGAUGUGGAUAUCAACUUGUAUGUCAAGGGCCUCUUCGUGCUUUGCAUCUUCUUGGCCUUUGUGUUGACUAUGGCAGGGUCUGUUUAUUCUCUAGUAACGUUCAUACGGUGGAUAAUCAUUCUUAACGCUAUCAUUCCUCUCGCUAUGAAGGUGUCUCUCGAGUACGGCAAGUUUACUAUGGCGGGGACUAUCAGCUACGACCCCGAAAUACCAGGUGUCAGGGUACAAAACAGUAAUCUAGUAGAAGAGCUGGGGCUUAUUAACCAUAUAUUUAGUGACAAAACAGGCACGUUGACAAAGAACGAUAUGUGGCUUCACGAGGUCGUUGGGAGUAAUAAGAACGUAACGGAUGGAUGUGAAACUAUGCUUCACGCUCUUAUGACAUGCCACAAUGUUGAGCUGGUCACUGAGAGAUGUCGGAGCAUUAAAGUAACAGCAAAGAAUGGCAUCGUACAGCAUAGCGAUCAGGACUCUGAGGAAGAUCAAGCAAAGCAGCUUGUGCCUCAAAAGACGAACACUCGCAUAGUGCUAGAAGAGGAAAAAGUGAUCGAGGGAUUUGGUGAAGCUGUUUCGCUGUGCUUCACUAAGCACACCACUAAUGAAUACCUGCUUCUUAACAAUUAUAUAGGAGCAUCCCCUGAUGAAGUGGCUAUCAUCAGAGGAAUGCAUGCUAGAGGACACAUUUUAAAAGAAAAAAUGCACAAUCGCAUCCAGUAUAGUUCUGGCACUGAGGACUAUGAGUUUGAGCUUAUUCAUGUGUUUCCAUUUACCUCGGAAACAAGGCGCAUGUCGGUCAUUGUUAGGGAUAGAGAAACUCAAGUUGUCUACCUCUUUGUCAAAGGCGCUGAUACUGCCAUAGAGGUUAUUUCUAAACCGUGCGAUUGGAUGCGCAACGUUGUUGAUCAGCUUGCGACCACCGGGCGACGUACUCUAGUGUAUGCAUAUAGGAUUCUUUCUGCGGAUGACUUAGAUGCCUUUCAGCGUGCAUGGAUGAGUGCCGCGGAGGACAUCAAUUCGAGACAGGAUAAGCUAGAUCAAGCAGAGGAGGACCUUUUAGUUAAUUUAGACGUUUUGUGUGUAACGGGGAUAGAAGAUCAACUCCAAGACAACGUGAAGGACACUAUUCAGUCUCUGAAGAGGGCAGGAAUUAAGUUCUGGAUGUUAACGGGUGAUAAGAUCAUAACGUCCCUGAGCAUUGCUCAAGCAUGCAGUAUUCUUCCUAAUGAUGUGAUCAGCAAGCAUACAGACUUUUGCAGUCGUGUAUCUGAGAUAGGAAAUAGUACUUCCCGGUGCGUAGAGCUUGACGCGCAAACUGGGGAUGUACAGCACAGCCUUCAUAUUGUGGGCGAAAAUACAUCUAGUUCAGCUAUGCAGUUGGCAAGCGUGGCCUCAAACCCGAUCACUAUGUCUCCCCUAGACCCUGUACUCAUCACCACAACAUGCGCGCAAGAACGGAGCCACAGCUGUUCGUCCCCUAAAAGUGGUCUGCGGUCUCCACUGCACCAUAGGACUAAUAGGGCAUUAUUAAGACAUCCACUUAAGAAAAGUGGAUUACGGAAUAAGAAGCUUGCAAAUAUCAAAGAGUCAGCAUAUGUGCGUAAGUCCCAGGGAGUGUUUUUCCUCACAGAAGAGCUUUCGUUGGAUCGCUUGCUUCAAACACUUCACGAUGUGCUGGCAGUCGUGGAGACUCAGAAGAACAUAGCAAUCAUCAUUGACGGGGGUGCUAUAGAUGCUCUUUUAGGCACCUAUCCAACUAACUACUUCUACCGCUACCGGAUACACCCUAUUACUGGAUCCCUCCUGCCGCUGCCACUCAUACUAAAGGCCUGGCGAUACUUUGUGCGCUUCCUCUAUGUCUACUUCACUGGAAAAGCGAAGUCUGGAAAGGGGAGUUUGGGGCCAGAUGCCAAGAUACGGGAGCUCUUCGCCGAAGUUACUUGCCGUGCCGAAACGGUGAUCUGCUGCCGCUGCACCCCGGGACAGAAAGCCUUGGUGUCAGAAAUAAUAACGACUUAUAGUGGGAAGCAGUCGCUAGGCAUUGGGGAUGGUGCCAAUGAUGUUCCCCUAAUCCAGCUCUGCGCUGUAGGAGUCGGUAUAGCAGGAAAGGAGGGGACACAAGCAGCAAACUCGGCAGACUUCGUCAUCAAUGAGUUUCAAGGACUGAAAAAGCUUCUCCUGUGGCACGGGAGAAAUAGUUACAUAGGGAGUGCACAAAUGUGUCAGUUCAUCAUGCAGCGAGGCAUAACGCAAACGCUCCUUCAAAUAUGGUUCAGUAUGCUUUAUUAUUUCGUAACUCUAGUAAUAUACACAGGCGUCUUAUUGCUGGGAUUUGCCACAUUCUUUACAAUGCUUCCUCCGUUCAACUAUUAUAUUAACGAGGACAUAGAUUAUAAGCUCGUUAUGCAGUAUCCAGAGGUCUAUAGAUAUACGUCGUCUGGAAGACUGAUUUCCUUCAAGACCUUCUGCCUCUGGCUCCUUGCGUCCAUCGUGAUUUCGUUUAUGAUCUUUGUAUCUUUGGUCUGUGUUCUUCCGUGGGAUGUGAUAUAUACCGAGUUUGUUCUGGUGUCCUUCGCCGCUCUUCUCAUUAACCAGCUCCUUCUAAUCUCCUUCACGUCUCAUCGGUGGUCUGUCCUUCUCGUAAUUACACUGGUGGGUAGUUACGCCUCAUUCUACAUCGUGCAAACAAUAUAUCCUGACAUAUUUCCCCUUUCCUUUCUCUACUCCUUUUCUUUUACUUGGAGUUCGCUGUAUAUCGCCUUCAGUGCAGCUCUACCAAUCUACAUUGGCUCUCUUCUGGUAAAACACUUAAGUGUACCUCCUGUGAUCAAAAAGCUUAGGAAGUUAAGAGCUCCCGCUGACUGUGCGUGUUGUGCUAAAAAGAGCAAUUGUGCAUGCACCAAGUCCCCAAUCCACUACUACAGUUCCACGGGCACAUACUACUUUAAUUUGACAGAUAAGGCUGCGAACGUACUCACAUGUCGAUACUGCUCUACGUGCCCUCGUAAGUGCUAG